AUGGCCGUAUGGAUGGGCCUUCUGGAGCCGCAGGAACGCAUCAACUUCACGUUUUCAUUUCAUGCGAAAUCUUCAGCCAUUGAUAUGGCUUUCCCUGGUGCACGAGGCAAGUCCACCAAGUCACUUUCCAUCGCGGACCAUGUAUCGGACUGUCAAACCUCUUUCAAGGCCUUGUCCGACUCCACACAGGUUGAAGGCGGUGUGGGCUGGCAAGAUAGGGGCGCAUCGACGGGGAACAAGCUCCUAGAUUUUCGACUGCGAGAUGCCUCAGCUAUACGCAAUCGAGUCGUUGGGCUCCUGAAGGAUAUCAAGGAUUUGCUUCUUGAAGGACGCGAGAUUGUUCAAGGAGCAGAAAAUGAGUCUAGAGAUGAACCUGAGGGCAUGCUGGAACCCGGUGGCCCCUUAGAAUAUGACGACGUUGGGGACCUGAACGAGACGCUCUCAUACAUUGCCCGACUGACGACUUGCGAGGCUUUGGUCAAGCGAUUAGGGUCAGCAAUCUCCAAGCGAAGACAAUACUUCAAAUACAGAGAAGCACACCAUGAGAAGCUAGCAGCUGGUCUGAAUCUCGAAGAGCGAGAAGGUGACGGUGAAGGUAACGGUGAAGGCGACGGAGUGACGACCCUCGCGUCGUCAAUACCUGACGCACUGAAGGACUAUAUUGAUUCGCGACCCGCCUUUGGAUUCGUUGACGCAGACGAGCGCUCCGAAAGUGGAAUAUCGCAGACAUCGCGCUAUCAGCACCAUGUGGGUAGACAUCAGGAGGACCUCGCGCUAUUCGCCCUGCCGCAGGCCGAGUAUACGACUGAAGAGUCCAGGGAAGACGACGAACUGAAGCCACCAGGCGCAUUUUCUGACGAUGAUAAAAACGCAGAUGAAGAGAGAGAAGGUGGCGCGGACGAUGACGGAAUGAGCCCAUGGGUUUACGACAGUAUCCCUUGCGAUAAUCUAACCUCUGCGUCACUCGUAGAAUUCCUCGGGAAAUUGUUUCCAGACAAGGAGCCGCGCAUUGAGGUGAAUACUGCAACCUACUGCGUGGCCUAA
This is a messenger RNA of Anthostomella pinea, 1044 nucleotides long. Lineage: Eukaryota; Fungi; Ascomycota; Sordariomycetes; Xylariales; Xylariaceae. The record is from the annotation of a GenBank genome assembly.